This is a messenger RNA of Vitrella brassicaformis, 1060 nucleotides long. Lineage: Eukaryota; Vitrellaceae. The record is from the annotation of a GenBank genome assembly.
UGCAAGCAUUCUAUGCAUGAAGUGACUUGCCGUCCACAUCCACGCACACUCACCCACACACACUCGCCCACACACAUUGGCUUGCGUCUGCCGACAGAGAUGCUCUCUCGCACAAUGCCAACACAACUGUCACACCUUCGCACGACGCACACUGGAGUGUUGAGUAGAUACAUGAAACGGGCGACGAACUACUGGAUGGACACACACAGACGUACACAGACUAGACCGAGAGACGAUACACGCACAACCAGCCACAGCCAGCCACCGAGCUGGUUCAGACACAGUCGCUAUGACAACGCGUCUGAAGGGAUAUGCCUGGACACUCCCUCGUCCUCCAGCAGCAAAUCCAGCACCGUGGACAUGCUCCCCGUCACUUCGAUGUCGGGUAUCUUCUGCCCCGCAUGCCACGGUAUGGGGGCGAUGGGAUUCUUAGGGGUGCCGUCGGCGUUCUUCGCUCCGAACCAGUCGCCGUCAGGAAAGAGGGUGCCGCUGUGGACCUUGUCGUUUCGCCACUCACCGUCAAACCACAUUACAGGAGUCCAACCAUUCCAGAAGGCCUUCCCCUGGCCGUGCCGCUUGCCCCCUUCCCAGCCCCCCGUGUACAUCACAUCGCCACCACAGAAUCGGAGCUCCCCCUGGCCGUGUGGUUUGCCAUCUAGCGUCGGGCCAUGGUAUCCUAGGCUGUAAUAGAAGGAGGCAUCCCACUCCAUGCCCGUCGCUUCGCCAGGUCCCUUCUUUUGGCCGUCGACCCACACGCCCUUGUAAGUCACGUGGCCGUUUCUAUCGAACUCCUCACCCCGGCCGUGCCUUUUGCCAUGGCUCCACAUCCCUUUGAAAACCCGACCCUGAGUGUCGCACUCUUCGCCCUCGCCGUGUCGUUUGUCGUCCGCAAAGUCGCCAAUGUAGACCUCGCCUUCACCGUAGCGCCGCAAUCCAUACUCGACGCCCUUGCCGUGGUACUUGCCGUCUCUCCAGUCUCCCUCGUAGACCUUCAUCACCUGCUGGUCAUACCGCCCAUAUUUGAUGCCUUUGCCGUGUAAUUUGCCGUCUUUCCACUCGC